Molecule: messenger RNA, 1447 nt
Organism: Cucurbitaria berberidis CBS 394.84
Lineage: Eukaryota; Fungi; Ascomycota; Dothideomycetes; Pleosporales; Cucurbitariaceae
Product: NAD(P)-binding protein
Exons: 1
Coding region: 54-1130 (358 amino acids)
Source: RefSeq, a predicted model, not a curated record
AACUAGCUUUCGAAAUCGAUCUUCGACACCACCUUCCAUCACCAUCGACCGCAAUGGCCGACAACAAACCACUCAUCGUAAUCCUCGGCAUCAACAGCCGCCAGGGCAGCUCCAUCGCACGCCAUUUCAUUCGCCACCCCCACAUGCAAAUUCGCGGCAUAACCAGGAACAUCCUCUCCGAACGAAGCCAGAGCUGGGCGGCACAAGGCGUCGCAAUGGUGCAAGUAGCCGACCACCGAGACGAGGGCGCGAUGGAGGCAGCUUUUCGGGGCGCGACAGGUAUAUUCGCGGUCACAGACUUCUACCGCCAUAUAACUGAACACUCGACGCUGUCCUUGGCUGGAGUGUGGAAGAAGACCCCAGAGGAGAUCGCGGGGCAGAGGGAACUAGCAGAGGGCAAAGUGAUGAUUGCCGCCGUGGCAGCGACAGUCAAAAGCCUUAGACUCUUUGUACUCUCGAGCCUGUGCCCCGCGUACGGCGAGGCCGAAGACACACGCGGCCUCCAGCAAUUCCACAGCAAAGCCAAAAUCGUGCAAUACAUGGAAACCAACUACCCAGAACUAACCGCGCGGUCAAGUCUACUCAAGCCAGCGCUGUACAUGGAAGAAUGGACCAUAUUCCUACGCUGCAACCCCGAAAACGGACACUACACGUUCGGCUCCACGGUCCCCGCGUCUUGUGCCUUGCCCUGGACAAACAUCACAGAUGACAUGGGCACGCUGUUCAAUCUGUGCAUGGUAACACCACGCCGCUUGAACAUAGCAGCCAUCUCGGACAUAGUAUCUGGUGCCGAAAUAUGUACCCUCUUCACUGAAAUCACCGGCAUCCCGUGCACAUAUGUGCAAUACAGCGAGGAGGAGUUGGCGAACAUGCUCGGUAACCGAGGGCAGAUUAUCGUCGAUAUGCUUGCCCACAUCUUUCGUAAACGGUAUUAUGAGGAGCCGGGCAUUCAGCUGUCGCAUCACUUGUUGAAAGAUCGGCCGGAAGUGGCGGAUUUCAAACCCACAACGUUCGCGGAGUUUAUGAAAGCGGAUUUGACCCGGAGCGUUAAGAAGAAACAGGGUAGCGGGGGUGAGGAGGUGGGGAGUUCGUCGGGUGGCGAGGAGAUGAGCGAUGGUGUUUCGCACUAAUUGGCAAUCGAGCUACGGGCAUAAGAGGAGCGCAGGUGAGGCAUGGUAGCGAAGGACUUUGUCUUGAGACGAAGCAGAUUUUGGAUGCGGAGGGAUCAGGAGUCAUGAAGGGAGAGGGGAUGGAAAUGAGUUAGCAAAGCCGCAUGCUACUGCAAAGAUGGCAUGGACAUAUGCAGACCUGGUAACUUCGCUUCAUAGACUAUUCGUAUCGAGAUGGGCUAGAAUGGAUCAAGCGAUCUAGAUUAACGUCUAAUAUGCCUGCAUUCUGGGAGGUUCAGAUAGUGUGUAGAGUACCCUAAGAGACGUUUUCAAAGCUG